CGACCAAGUUGCGCCGCCUCCAACAGCGUUUCGCAGCCAACGUCGCCAGGGAGGAUGAUUCUGGUAUACGAUUCGCGACACCAGCAUGGCAUUUGAGGUGUCGUACAACCUCGAGAAUGAGCAGCAGUUCUGGGAUGAGCUCGAUGAUAUCGUGUCGACGCGCUGUCAGGAACAGGAUCACGAGAUAAUCGAUAAUUCCCUACGCUCCUUCCUCAAUGUCACCACAAACUACCAGGCCGAGUAUCUCCAGACCGACUACAGCGUUGCGAAAUGCGUCUUCCGCUUGCUGGAGGGUGACCUCUUCCUUACGAAUAAGGAGUAUGUUCGGCGACAGAUAAUAUAUUGUCUGCUGCAAGAAGAGGACAACCCCACGCUUCACAUGGUCACUGCAUUUCUCCUGUACGAUGGUCGCAACAGUAGAGAGGAUGCGACAAUCUUCGAGAUGAUGCACGCAGAAGGCACCUUUCCCCGACUCGUCGAGUUGGUGCAGAUGGACACCGUGCAAGAGGAUUUGAGGUUGCAUCAAUUGCUGCUGGAGCUCUUAUAUGAAUCCUCGCGGAUACAGCGGCUCGGCCGGGAAGACUUCUUGGCCGUCAAUGAUGCUUUCGUCCUGUACCUUCUGCAAAUUAUAGAAGGUGCUUCUGACGACUCCGAGGAUCCUUACCAUUACCCGGUAAUACGCGUUCUGCUGGUUCUGAACGAGCAAUAUCUUGUAGCUUCCACUACCUAUCACCAAAACGGACGACCCGGAGUAACGAACCGCAUCAUCAAGGCUCUUUCGAGUCAUGGCAUGACUUACAAGACCUUCGGGUGCAACCUGAUCCUUCUUCUCAACCGAGAGUCCGAAACUUCCCUCCAAUUGUUGAUUCUGAAAGUUCUCUAUCUUAUCUUCGGAAACCGUUCGACUGCAGAGUACUUCUACACAAACGAUCUGCAUGUCCUUGUUGAUGUCAUUCUUCGUAACCUGAUUGACCUUCCCCACGACUCUCCCGCUGCGAACGCUUUACGGCAUACAUAUCUUCGUGUUCUACACCCAAUCUUGACGAACAGUCAAAUCAGCAAGCCACCGUACUACAAGCGCGAGGAUCUUUUGAGACUCCUCCACCUCCUCGGAUCGAGCGGUACGCACUUUGCGCCCGUCGACGAAACCACCCAGCGACUCGUCAAACGUUGCACAAGCGUGCGAUGGUUACAGCCGCCGGUAACUGAAGCGAACGAUGGUUACGAUGGUCCACAUUCUCCAACUGAACAUAUGGUCAACGGCCAAAAGGAGCUGGCGCGCCGUGCCCUGGGCAUGAAUGUACAAGGUGGCGGAGAGAGUUCAAACAGCGUUUUCGAGAUUGCCACGCACACUGAGAAGCCCGGUGUUCAAACGCCAAGUAUCGGAAAGAUGGUGCAGUGACACAGUCGUCAUCAGUAGGGGGCAUGGUAAAUCUCUAUUGUGUGGGUGUCUCCAUGACCAUUACGUCGUUGUUGUAUCUUAUCUGUUUUGAAGUUUCUGUGCGAUUUUCCAUGCAAUGCUAGCGAUUUUCUUGACUUUGAACACAAACUUGCAUGGGUGGCGCUUUGGAUGUGUAGCGUUCUGUUCUGCUUUUUUAUUUCUAUCGCCUGCAUUGUUUACUAGCGCUUCAUUUGUUCAAUCCCCAUCACCUUUCUAGUCCUAUAUGACGACAGUAAACAGAGCACUUAAUCAACCAAGAUACAUCCUUCGAUAU
This is a messenger RNA of Dothidotthia symphoricarpi CBS 119687, 1715 nucleotides long. RefSeq lists its product as uncharacterized. The record is from RefSeq and is a predicted model, not a curated record. Gene Ontology annotation, molecular function: Arp2/3 complex binding. NCBI's taxonomy places the organism in Eukaryota, Fungi, Ascomycota, Dothideomycetes, Pleosporales, Dothidotthiaceae. The transcript is spliced from 6 exons. The coding region runs from base 86 to 1402 and encodes 438 amino acids. Gene Ontology annotation, biological process: actin cortical patch assembly; actin cortical patch localization; endocytosis. Gene Ontology annotation, cellular component: actin cortical patch.